UGCGGAGGAGCGGAGCGCCCUGAAGGUCGCGCAGGGCCGAACCGGGGUCCGGGCACCGCUACUAUGGACAUCUCGCCACUGGCGGGCAAGAUCGCGGCUCUGUCGCUCGGCGCCCUCCCUGUGUCCUACGCGCUCAAUCACGCCUCAGCGCUCUCGCACCCCCUUGGCGUGGCCUUGAUGAGUGCCCUGAUCCUGGGCCAGCUCUUUGUGGCUAUCUAUAGCUUGUCCCGUGGGGAGAUCUGCUACGAUCCACUCUAUGCUGUGUUUGCAGUCUUUGCCUUCACCUCAGUGGUGGACCUCCUUAUUGCUCUCCAGGAAGAUGGCUACAUGGUGGGCUUCAUGGAGUUCUACACCAAGGAGGGUGAGCCAUACUUGCGCACUGCGCACGGGGUCUUCAUCUGCUACUGGGAUGGCAUCGUUCACUACUUCCUUUACCUGGCCAUGGCUGGUGCCAUCCGCAGAAGGAGAAGGUAUCGGAACCUUGGACUGUACUGGCUGGGGUCCUUUGUCAUGAGCAUCCUGGUGUUUCUCCCAGGAAACAUCCUUGGGAAAUACAGCUCAGAAAUCAGGCCUGCCUCCUUCCUCACCAUCCCAUAUGUGCUGGUCCCAUGCUGGGCUGGUGUGAGGGUCUUUAACCAGUCCCCAGCACCAACCUGCUGCACCACCAACGUGGUGCAGGAGGAACAAAGAAAGGGUCUCUUGAAGCGCCCGGCUGACCUGGCCCUCUUCAUAUACCUCAUCCUUGCUGGGUUCUUCACUCUCUUCCGGGGCCUUGUGGUGCUCGACUGCCCCACAGAUGCCUGCUUUGUCUAUAUCUAUCAAUAUGAACCAUAUCUGCGAGACCCUGUGGCCUACCCAAAGGUGCAGAUGCUGGUGUACAUGUUCUAUGCAUUGCCCUUCUAUGGCCUGGCUGCCUAUGCACUUAUCUUCCCUGGAUGUUCCUGGCUGCCUGACUGGGCCUUGGUGUUUGCUGGCGCCAUUGGCCAGGCACAGUUUUCACACAUGGGUGCCUCCAUGCACCUGCGCACACCCUUCACCUACCGUGUGCCGGAGGAUGCCUGGGCCUGCUUCUUCGUGUGCAACCUGCUGUAUGCACUGGGCCCCCACCUGUUGGCAUUUCGUUGCCUGCUGUGGCCAGCCUUCUUCCAGCGCCUGCCGCCCAGAUCCCCAGCCCCCCACAAGAAGCAGAACUGA
Molecule: messenger RNA, 1194 nt
Organism: Molossus molossus (Pallas's mastiff bat)
Lineage: Eukaryota; Metazoa; Chordata; Mammalia; Chiroptera; Molossidae
Gene: TM6SF2
Product: transmembrane 6 superfamily member 2
Exons: 10
Coding region: 64-1194 (376 amino acids)
Biological process (GO): regulation of lipid metabolic process; lipid homeostasis
Cellular component (GO): endoplasmic reticulum-Golgi intermediate compartment membrane; endoplasmic reticulum membrane
Source: RefSeq, a predicted model, not a curated record